Molecule: messenger RNA, 867 nt
Organism: Blumeria graminis f. sp. triticale
Lineage: Eukaryota; Fungi; Ascomycota; Leotiomycetes; Helotiales; Erysiphaceae
Source: the annotation of a GenBank genome assembly
AUGGGAUUGUUAAUGUCAACCUUCUCGCCAAACUUUGAACUCAACGAGCAUGCUUGCUCAGCUAGCAAUCUUACCUGGCAGUUUAUCCAUCAAGGGCACUUGCCUCUGAUAAGAAAUAUGAAUUCUACUCAUCUCUUUUUACCAAAUCAAGUGCCAUGUAACUAUGCCGCUUGCACAGAUAUGAGAACUGUCCUUCCAACUUAUGGCUACUGGGAUGGAAGUUGUCAACAAAACAGUUGGGAUCAAAUAUAUUUAUCAUGUCAAUGGAACAAUUGGCUUAGACUCAGAGAUUCGUACACGAAGCUCCAAGACAACGAGGGAGCUGGUAGCCAUGAAAAAUUGUGGCAAGCUAACUCCGUAUCCAGGCCGUUGAAAAAUCUUCCAGAAUGUUAUUCUUGCAGGAGAGGCUGCGGCAGUUUUUUGAAUCAAGAUACCAGAGGCUUUACUACUAGAGAUGGUGAAGUAGAUGAUCACAGAAAUGGAAGAGAAGAUUUUAUGACCACCAUCUCUUGCAAUACGCUUGUCCUGGGUAAGGAACUGACUAGAAGAGCCAAUGGCUGGAUGGAUAAGAACAAGUCCACUGGCACGGCUCGAGGUGGGUAUGUUUAUCACGAGAAAAAGAGAACAAUUUGGCUAGAUGAUAAAUACCCAAACCCAGCUUAUCCAGGCCCAACGAUAUCUAAUCCCUCUUCACGCCCAAAAAUACUUCCCCCUCCUCGACUUCUCGACUUUAAUAUCUACAGCAAGCCUCAAGUAGCUCCAGUUAGCCAUGGAAGGCGACGCUAUGGCCGAACAAAAGUACACCGCUUGCCCGAGGAGGAUUCCCCUCCCAUGCUCGAACGCUUGGAAUUGAAUCCCGAUUCUUAA